Exophiala mesophila is the source of this 1275-nucleotide messenger RNA. RefSeq lists its product as uncharacterized. The record is from RefSeq and is a predicted model, not a curated record. Gene Ontology annotation, biological process: regulation of DNA-templated transcription. The coding region runs from base 380 to 967 and encodes 195 amino acids. Gene Ontology annotation, molecular function: DNA-binding transcription factor activity. NCBI's taxonomy places the organism in Eukaryota, Fungi, Ascomycota, Eurotiomycetes, Chaetothyriales, Herpotrichiellaceae. The transcript has a single exon.
CUCCCUCUUACCUCGUUCAUCCAACUCGCCUUGCGCCAGGCUCACUUAGCAAGGCAGCCGUUCCCCUUUCCCCAAGUUUUGGUCAGCCCUUAACUUGUCUCAUCAGACAACAUGGUUACCACAGCAUUCCCAGCUCCAUCCAGGAUGUUCGUCUUCCUGCCUCCAUAAGCGAGACCAUUACCAAGAGCAAUGGCUCGCGCGGGGUUCCGACCACUCUCUCAGUCAUCAUCUACGGUCUCUACCUCUGGUCAAUCAUGACCAGCGAACUGUUCCAUCAUAUUUUGAUAGCCAUCAUGCCUCCCUCUCCCCGCACCUGUCUGAGUAUGCCCCAACCAUCCAUGAGGGGCUCGACCUGGGCAUCUUCGAUGAGGGCUUGUGCAUGGGGCAGCCGCCAUUAAACCUGGAUUUCUUCCAGCCUCCUCCGCCUCUACCAGCGGAAGAUUUGACACAGGGUCAUGAUAUAUCCAUUGACUUUCCCGAGCAAUUCUUCCUCAAUCCUUUCGCCGUGUCCUUCCCUGGCGAUCUACCUUGCUCGAUGCCAUUGACCAUAGAUCCAGCAACGGACUCAUUCACCAUGGCAUCGUCGACCACUUCCCCGGCACUCUCUUCUUCCCUGUCGUUCCCCGUCAGUGAUGGGAAAGAACUGAAUGUCCAGCCUUCCCCUCCCACAGACAAGAACACUCCAAGGUCUACCUCAAUCUUGGAUCUGGACAGCAGACCUGUUGGUGUACGAGGUGUUGUUAAGGCAAAACCUAGUAAGCCAUCCACGACAUACCGCAACGAGAUUCAAUUUGUGGAUAUGGCGGAUAAGAAGGGUGCCCAACGAAUUCGAAAUACCAUGAAUUCACGACGCCACCGCCAGAACAAGUUGGACAAGAUCCGCGAAUUGGAGCAAAAACUGGAGGCUCUUGAGGCGGAGAAGGAUAAAUGGCAAAGCCGAGCCAUGGGUAAUGGCUCGGUCUUUUGAAUAGGUACCAUGUAUUUUGUAUGAUCAAAAUGAUGAUACCAAUGAUGUCUUGCCAAAGCUCACGGGCUCCUGAGUUGCACACAGUAGUAGUUCCCAUUCCCUUCUGACCCUCGCCUGACAUGUAUUGUAGCAUUAUUUCCGUUUAAAUCGAUGCGGUUAAGAGCGCCCGAAAUAGGAAUCCACUCAAAUGGGCCAUCGCUCCUUCCGGUCCUUGAACUAAGAUCUGAUUGGCUGUCAUUCAACCUCCAAAUCUUCACCUCCAUCUCUCUAAUUCCAACAGUUAUGUUCAAUUACUCGCAACUCCCCAU